AUGCAUCCGGACCCGAGUCUUCUCAGUGAUCCAUUCUGGGCUCACCCAUAUCUGAUGGAACAGAUUGCUCGCGCCCAAGAACCCUCUGUGUGGGCUAUCCGAGACCAUGUUCGAGCCUUGGAGACCGAAAGGAAACCAGAAGGUAGACCACAGCCUGACUACAGGCGGCUCCACGACAUCGCACGGCACGCAAUUCAUGUCAAUGAGACAUUAGAUGCCACCAUGCAAAGUUUAGAGUAUUUGAUGACUGAACAUGAAUACUAUAAAAACUUGAGCCAUGAGAACGCCACCAGUGCAUCUGAGGAUAUCCACCGUCGUCUGCGCUUUUUCCAAUCUUUCAUCGCCAAUCUACGCUCUCGGUCAAUCUCGAAUGAAAAGAGGCUUCAAAACGAGAUCCAGCUGGCUUUCAACACUGUGGCCCAGCAUGAUUCAAGUAUUACCCUUGAAAUCAGUCGCGCUACUCAACUGGAUAGCGCCACCAUGAAAACAAUCGCUUUCGUUACUCUCACAUUCCUGCCUCCUACCUUCAUCUGCGCUAUCUUCAGCAUGUCAUUUUUCAACUACGGCCCUGAUACUGGUUGGAAUAUGUCGAGCAACUUCUGGAUCUACUGGGUCUUUGCUAUACCCACAACUGUUUUUACAACUGUGCUAUGGACUUAUUGGGGAGACAUUCGGGACAUGAUUCUUUUGAAAAAAGAACAAAAUUAG
This is a messenger RNA of Penicillium canescens, 708 nucleotides long. RefSeq lists its product as uncharacterized. The record is from RefSeq and is a predicted model, not a curated record. Gene Ontology annotation, cellular component: membrane. The coding region runs from base 1 to 708 and encodes 235 amino acids. The transcript has a single exon. Gene Ontology annotation, biological process: transmembrane transport; metal ion transport. Gene Ontology annotation, molecular function: metal ion transmembrane transporter activity. NCBI's taxonomy places the organism in Eukaryota, Fungi, Ascomycota, Eurotiomycetes, Eurotiales, Aspergillaceae.